Molecule: messenger RNA, 424 nt
Organism: Lycium ferocissimum
Lineage: Eukaryota; Viridiplantae; Streptophyta; Magnoliopsida; Solanales; Solanaceae
Product: UPF0057 membrane protein At2g24040-like
Exons: 2
Coding region: 68-283 (71 amino acids)
Cellular component (GO): membrane
Source: RefSeq, a predicted model, not a curated record
GUAAUCAAAAGCUUGCAUUCCACAAACAUAUAGUUUUUCAACACCUACUCCUCCUUUCAAUUGAAAAAUGGAGAUAACAUGUGCAAUUGUUUGUGAAAUUUUACUAGCAAUCUUGCUUCCUCCUGUUGGUGUUUGCCUCCGCCAUGGUUGCUGCACUAUGGAGUUCUUGAUUUGCUUGGUGUUAACCAUCUUGGGAUAUGUUCCUGGAAUUAUCUAUGCUCUUUAUGCAAUCCUUUGUGUUGAGCGCGGUCCACCAUCCGAUCAUUAUGACGCUCUUGCUUGAUCCUUGUUGAAUCCACCAUUUCAGAUUCUGUGGUUUUUUUUUUCAUGUUUACUAAUAGUUCACAACUUGUUUGUAUGGUUGUUAGCUAUUGUAUUUUAUCUGUACUGUUACCUUCAAAUAUAAUGUUUGUUCUGAUCGCUA